This is a messenger RNA of Bombina bombina (fire-bellied toad), 1310 nucleotides long. RefSeq names its product tRNA methyltransferase 10A (gene TRMT10A). Gene Ontology annotation, molecular function: tRNA binding. The coding region runs from base 135 to 1127 and encodes 330 amino acids. The transcript has 8 exons. NCBI's taxonomy places the organism in Eukaryota, Metazoa, Chordata, Amphibia, Anura, Bombinatoridae. Gene Ontology annotation, cellular component: nucleoplasm; cytosol; nucleus. Gene Ontology annotation, biological process: tRNA N1-guanine methylation. The record is from RefSeq and is a predicted model, not a curated record.
UGUGUAUUCCACUAUGCACGUUGUUUUGUGAAUGUUGCACCGCAGUAGACGGAUUUUUUGCAGCUGUUUUGCGACCAAAUGAUUGCAUUUUAAAGUGUAAAAGUCUGUUGUAUGGAACCUCCACAUUUAAAGCAAUGUCAUCAGAGUUUCUGUGUAAAGAAGAAUCCAACAAAAAAGAAUGCAUAACUGCAAACAAUGGUGAAAAUAUUAAAGAUGCAGACAAUAGUCCGUUAAUAGAGACUAAUGCUAAGGCACAAGAUGUUAUGUCAAAAAGACAAGCAAAGAGACUUCUAAAGCAAAAACAAUGGGAAGACCAAAGAGACCUCAGAAAGCAGAAGAGAAAAGAAAAGAGACAAAAAAGGAAACAGGAGCGACAAGCAAAUUUGGAACAAAAUGUAGAUAGUGACUCCAGAAAACGUAUCCGAAGAGAGAUUCAACCUAGCAACCUUCGACUGAUUGUAGACUGUAGCUUUGAUCAUUUGAUGGCAUUAAAGGAUGUAAAGAAGUUAAACAAGCAGAUUAGAAGAUGUUAUGCAGAGAAUCGACGAGCUGUACAUCCUGUUCAGCUAUAUUUAACCAGUCAUGGUGGCCAGCUGAAAAGUAACAUGGAUGAAUAUGACAAAGGAUGGAUUAAUUGGAAGGAUAUCUAUAUAAAAUCUGAGCACUAUAAAGACCUUAUGAAGACAGAAGAUUUAGUUUACCUUACAUCUGAUUCCCCUGAAGUUCUCAAUGAACUUGAUGAGACUAAAGCUUAUAUUAUUGGAGGCUUGGUAGACCAUAAUCAUCACAAGGGAAUCACAUACAAGCAGGCACUAGAUCUUGGAAUAAGUCACGCUCAGCUGCCCCUUGGAAGUUUUGUGAAAAUGAAUACUCGCAAAGUACUAGCAGUUAAUCACGUUUUUGAGAUCAUGCUUGCUUAUUUGGAGAAGAGAGAUUGGAAGGAAGCCUUUUUCUGUGUCUUGCCUCAGAGGAAGGGAGCGGUACCACUCAGUGAGGCUAAUGAUGCUUCUGCCAAGAUAUCACCUGCCCAAGAAGAUGCAGACGAGCCAGACACGGACUCCAGCUUAGACGAAAAUGAUGCAGCUAAUACAGAAGGCCAAAAAGACGAGGAACAUAAGAAUAGUUGACAUUCUACUGAAUAUGAACAUUGUAUUUUAUACUGGUGUACCAUGCAUUGCAGUGUUUAGUGAAAAGAUUGCAUAUUGCAGUCAGGUUUUUGGACACUGAACUUUUUUCAGUUCUUUUUUUUUUUAAAUAUUUUGUUGACAUUUUAAAAGACAUUGCAGUAAAAUAAAAACUGCUUUAAAUUA